GCAAACCUGCGAGUGCCACUGCCAGGUUUUUCCAUUAUAGGUCUUAAUGGCUUCUUCAUAUUUGGAUUUCAAUGAUGGGGGGGAUGAUUCCAGUGUGUUGAUUCCCCGUGGUGGUCCAAUUUAUGCCCCUGACAUGAUUAGUGCACUCAUGAGGGCUCCAAAUUUUGAACUCUCUGCAUUCAAUGAACUCAAGAAUCUUAGGGAGGAAUUAUGUUGUGACUCGCUUGGAACGUAUGAUGAUGAAAUCUCGGUAAAGGAACUCAAAACUGAAAAUGAGGAAGAUCUGGUAAAGAUGGCAUUUGAAGAAGCAUUCAAGGAUGAUGAGUUAGUAACUGGUGACAAGCCAGAUGAUGCUGGAUCUAAUGCUGCUGCCUUGGAAAUCUCUGAGAAAGAAGCUCAAACUCCAACUUCACAAAUAGUAUCUUGUAGAUCUCCUGGAAAAAGGAAAUGCAAGAAAAACAGUUCCUUUAAAAGGAAACGCAAUGACAUUCAAGAAAGUUAUAUUGCUAAAGUCGAACAAAUUGCAAGAGUUAAGCAUAAACAAGAGGAAGAUAAAGCAUCAGUGAGAUUGCAUUCUUUCAAUGGCAGUUGCAAGAUUAACUCCGCACCAAAAGUGUCUGAGAAAUGUAGUAGGUUAACAUCAUUGAGGUCCAUAAGUUCAUCAAGAAAGGUAUGCCCUAUGAAGCCAUCUAUUUCAAGGGAACAUGUGCCAGUUGAGUUCCCAGAAGUUGUUUUAUUCGUGGAGGUUUAUCGUAGCAGAAAGCCAUUAAUGAAGAGUCAAGAGUUUGUAGUCUUAGGGCAGCAAUUUUUAACUGAAAUCAGAGACAAGAUAUAUUGCAUCACAGAUGAAAUAAUGAGUAGGGCAGGCAAGAAUGAUCCAUCUGGCUACUUUCUUAUAGAGGAUGUAUUUUGCAAUGAUUUGAGGGAUCCACAUGCCAUUGACUAUAGUAGGCCAAUAUUGGACUGGGUUGAAAAUUCAGAGGAGGCAGCUGCAAAAUGGGAAUGUAUCAAUUCAGGUGAAUUGCUGCAGAAGCAGAAAUCACUUUUAGGCAAGGAUGCAGUAGUUCCACUACCUCGCUUCAAAGCUUAUGAGAUGCAAAAUGUUCGGUUUUGUGACUUGACAUUUCGAGUUGGAGCUGGGUAUAUUUAUUGUCACCAGGGCGACUGCAAACAUCUAAUGGUGAUACGAGAUAUGAGGUUGAUACACCCAGAGGAUGUGCAGAACCAAGCUGCUUACCCAUUAGUAACAUUUCAGUUGAAGAAGAGGCUUCACAAAUGUUCUGUCUGCAAAAUAUUCAAAGCUGAAAAGGUGACCGUUGACGAUAAAUGGGCUGGUGAAAAUCCUUGUUAUUUCUGUGAUCUUUGCUAUUACAUGCUCCAUUAUGUCGAUGGAUCUUUGCUUUAUGAUGACUUCACUGUAUAUGAUUGUCUCCACGAUUAACAUGCCAUUGCAAAAGUGGAUCUUUACAUCGUACCAUCCCCGUUUUAAGUGGGUUUCUUGUUUAUUUAGAAAGAGGGUUUCUUGUUCUUAGAAAAAGCCUUUUUGUACACUUCUUAUACAUCCUUUAUUUUGCUUGUGUACAUUGUCAUAGCAUAUUUAAUGUACUACUUUUGUUUCUAUAUAAAACAAUUACUCAUUACAUACCAGUGAUACCACCG
Molecule: messenger RNA, 1659 nt
Organism: Cuscuta epithymum
Lineage: Eukaryota; Viridiplantae; Streptophyta; Magnoliopsida; Solanales; Convolvulaceae
Source: the annotation of a GenBank genome assembly